AAUCAUGUUUUCAACGCAAUCAUCAUUAUUCAAUGAUAUACGUUAUCAUCAAUAUUAUCAACAAUUUCCAAAUGGGCAUUAUAACCAUACGAUUAAUGAUUUUCGAAAAUUUCCCGGUAUAACAAAUAUUUUUGAAUUUGAAAAAUGGUUUGCUAGAAAUUUUCCUCGAAUUAUGUCAUUAUCAAAUGAAUAUUGGCAUUAUUCCAUUUAUAUUUCUGUUAUUUAUUUGAUUAUUAUACAAAUAUUAAUACGUUUGAUGAAAUCAACAACAACAAAUUAUGGUUUUCAAUUAAAACAUCAAUUAAUCAUAUGGAAUUUAAUAAUGACAAUAUUUUCAUUGAUUGCAAGCAUUCGUUGUUUACCUGAAUUUAUUUUUGUUUUAAAAAAUUAUGGUUUCAUUUAUUCAUAUACACAAAAUACCUAUGGAAAGGAUAUUCGUCUUUGUAUUUGGUAUUUAUUUUUUACCUUAUCCAAAGUACCUGAAUUAAUUGAUACCAUAUUUAUUGUAUUACGUAAACGUCCAUUAAGAAAAUUACAUUGGAUACAUCAUACAUUAACAUUAAUUUAUUCAUGGUUUGUUUUUGGUGAUGUACCAUCAACAGCACGGUGGAUGGUUAAUAUGAAUUUGAUUGUACAUACAUUAAUGUAUUCAUAUUAUGCAUUAACAUCAAUGGGUUAUCGUCUGCCACGACCAGUUAAUAUAACAUUAACAUCAAUGCAAAUCAUACAAAUGUUAUUUGGUUUUUAUAUUCAUUUGGAUUGUUUACGACGAAAAAUAUUCGGUCAACCAUGUGAUGUUAGCCUAGCUGUUGCUAUUACCGGAUUCUCUUUGUAUACAUUAUUUUUCCUGAUGUUUUUGGAUUUCUUUAUACGAACCUAUCUUUUUAAAAACAAAAUCAACAAAAAUGAUCAACGAACAAAAGUAUCCAACAACAAUAAUAUUAACGAAUCUUUUAAUGAAUUAUCAACGGAGAAAAAAAUUUCCUAAAAUUGUUCAUUUUCUUAGCCACAAGAUGGCGAUAGCUAAUUCAAAUUUAAAUUUUAUAAAUUUUUUCAAAAAAUUAAUAAUUUUUUCAAAUUACUUUACAAUUAGCCAAGAAAAAAAGGCCAAAAUAAUAAUAAU
Molecule: messenger RNA, 1123 nt
Organism: Dermatophagoides pteronyssinus (European house dust mite)
Lineage: Eukaryota; Metazoa; Arthropoda; Arachnida; Sarcoptiformes; Pyroglyphidae
Product: very long chain fatty acid elongase 6-like
Biological process (GO): very long-chain fatty acid biosynthetic process; fatty acid elongation, polyunsaturated fatty acid; fatty acid elongation, saturated fatty acid
Cellular component (GO): endoplasmic reticulum membrane
Molecular function (GO): fatty acid elongase activity
Source: RefSeq, a predicted model, not a curated record